AUGAACCAACCCCAGCCUUAUAUGGACGUGAGCCAGAGCCACAUGUCUAGCAGCAUCCCUUCUUCGGCUCCCCCGCCAGGCCUCGGCCAUUAUGCCAACUACCACCAACCGCAGCCCAUGUCGAGCCAGCCUCACCCGUACGGCUCGUCGCCUUCAUCCUACUCCCAAUACUACACCAAUGGCCUCGCUCCUCUCCACGCCCAUGCCUCGGCAGGUGGCCUGGGCUCUCAGAUGGUCCCACAAUCGCAACUGCCCCUUCCUAGUAACANNCUCGCAAACAGCGUAUCACCCCAGUCGGCACAGGGCCAAUAUUCUGGUGCAUCAUUCGACACAACAGGACAAGUCGCACCCCCUGGCAUGAAGCCUAGGGUGACUGCCACGCUCUGGGAGGACGAGGGAAGCCUUUGCUUCCAGGUGGAGGCAAAUGGCAUCUGCGUGGCCAGACGCGAAGACAACCACAUGAUCAACGGCACAAAACUGCUCAACGUGGCUGGCAUGACGCGUGGUCGUCGCGAUGGUAUCCUCAAGAGCGAGAAGAACAGGCACGUGGUCAAGAUUGGUCCUAUGCAUUUGAAGGGAGUUUGGAUCCCCUUCGACCGUGCUCUGGAAUUCGCCAACAAGGAGAAAAUUACCGAGAAGCUCUACNCCCUUUUCGUGCACAACAUCGGCGCUCUGCUCUACCAUCCUUCGAACAGCGCCAGCCGUACAAUCGGUGGUGCUACCUCGCUGGUUCCUGGCGAACGUAGACGUCCUGAUGAGUACAUGAGGGGGCCAGUGAGUCAGCCUCCUGCCAUGCCUCAUGCCCAUUCUAUGGCCAUGCCUCAACCGCCACACUCGCUCGCUCCUCACCCGAACGCUGGAAGACCCAACUUGGACAGAGCUCAUACUUUCCCCACUCCUCCUACCAGUGCAUCUAGCAUGAUGGGUAUUGGCAGCUCGGAAGGUUCUUACCAGUGGAGUGCUCAACCUCCUUCGACUAUGCAGCAGCAACAACCCGCUCAGCAAGCUCUGGCUAUCGACACCAACAUGAGCAACAGAUCCGUGCCAACAACCCCCGCUACCACUCCUCCUGGAAGUGCUAUGCACAGCAUGCCCCCUUACCAGACCAGUCAAGCAUACGACAAUGGUCGCCAGCUUUACUCGGCUCCCUCACAGCCUUCCCAGUAUGGUCCUCGUUAUGGCCAGCUCCAGCCUAGCCCUUACAUUAAGAAUGAAAUGGCUCCUCCGGCUCGUGCUGGCGCAGAGGCCGACCAUACCGUCGACCAGAAGCCUCAGGAUGGUUACACCAAUCACUCUGGUGCCCACGACGAUGCCGAAGGUGAACAUGAGGGCGAAUACACACACGCUUCCGGGCCCUACGGUGGAAACCGUGCUUCGUACGCUUACGCCACACCUGCCACAACUGCUUCCUUGCACAGCGAUCAGACACACAUGUCCUCGGACAUGACUGGCUCGCCUCAUCACAAGGCUUCUGGUGGUGCAACUCCCCGUACGACUAACAGUUACCACGCUGGAUACACCACGCCUCAACGCCCUCAACAGCUCCAGUCCAACCUGUUCAGUGUCAUGAGCGACAGCCGCGCUCCUAAUGGCUCUGAGAUGUAUGGACAAGCCAACCAUGCCUAUAGCUCCCAAGGAUACCAAGGUGUGAACGGUAUGCAGAAGCGUAUGCGUGAUGACGAUGUCGACGAUCGCUACAACGAAGACUCGGACGGUCUCAAGCGAAGAAAGACAGUACGCGAAGGCAGCGCAGGCAUCGGACGCCCUCGCUCCGUCCUCGCCGGGCACCGAUAA
Molecule: messenger RNA, 1794 nt
Organism: Aureobasidium uvarum
Lineage: Eukaryota; Fungi; Ascomycota; Dothideomycetes; Dothideales; Saccotheciaceae
Source: the annotation of a GenBank genome assembly